CAUUGCAAAACAAAUCACUGCUUGUGCAAGUUUCGUUCGUUCUUAGCUCAUCCUCCUCGAUUCUUCGCCAUCAUGGGAGACGAACAAGAUAAAACCAGUGAAAAGGAUAAACCCAUCGACGGUGUGCCGCAGCUGGAUAUGAGUAAAUCACCGAAACAGAUUUAUUUCGAGCUACUGCGGACCUGGGUGUACCAUGCAGACAUGCAAAACCACAUCCAGGCCUACUUCCCGUACUACCUGAUGAGCAACUAUCCACAGCUGUUUCAGCUGAAUGCCGGUGGCACCAUGUCCGCGGCCAUUCCGGGGCUGAAUGCUUUCAUGACGGGAACGGCCACUACCACCGCCACGAUCAACGCUGCCGUAGCGGCGGCUGCUGCGGCCGCUUCUACAGGUUCCUCAAAUUCGUCGGGCACACCGUCAGGUCAAGUGCCAUCGCAAGGACCAAAUGGAGGACAUGCUCGAGGAAGGAACGAUACAUCGGAUCAGACCCGCCAAGAGGAGGCUAUUAAUCGACACGGAGGAUAUGAGUACGUGAUUGCUCCGCUCUGGAAAAGAUUCGCUGCCGAGGCGAUCGAUAUUGUCAUCAUUUUUCUGUUGAAAAUUAUGACAACAUUGGCCUUUAUUGAUGCAUUCGAGAUAGAUCUAUUGUACAUGGAUUUGGAUGCUAUCCGCAACUCGUUCGAGGAAGAUUACACCGAACUGCUAUCGUUUACCUCCGAGCUGAUAUUCCUGGAGAUAGUGAUUAAGAUUGCGGUGUGCAUAUACGAAGCCGUCUGGACGGCCCAUGUACAAGUCAUACCGGGUAGUGCGACCCCCGGGAAAAUGCUGAUGGGCCUGCGGAUCGUCCACGUCGAGUCGGUGGUUGUGCUCGAACCGCAACCCCAACCCGGUCUGUUGAACAAUCAAACGCCACUCCGGGCACUCCUGUACCCCGCAACAACGCCCAGCUUUGGCCGUGCGUUUGCUCGGGCCGUCGUGAAAAACGUCGUGAUAGCGUUUUUCUUCCCAAUGUGUUUGCUGCUACUGUGUUUCCGGCACAACCGGUCCAUCUACGACGUCAUGACAAAGACGGUGGUCGUCGAGGACAAUCCAAAUCCGGUGCUUCGGCGACGCUAAACGUGCUGCGCUUUGCUGGUAAGAUCGCACAACAUGUACCAAAUGGGACUAUGGGUGAAGGGAAGAGAGAGAGAGAGAGA
This is a messenger RNA of Anopheles coustani, 1196 nucleotides long. Its product is annotated as protein FAM8A1. The transcript is spliced from 3 exons. The record is from RefSeq and is a predicted model, not a curated record. Bases 73 to 1116 code for a protein of 347 amino acids. NCBI's taxonomy places the organism in Eukaryota, Metazoa, Arthropoda, Insecta, Diptera, Culicidae.